Callorhinchus milii (elephant shark) is the source of this 3102-nucleotide messenger RNA. RefSeq names its product polymerase (DNA directed) iota (gene poli). NCBI's taxonomy places the organism in Eukaryota, Metazoa, Chordata, Chondrichthyes, Chimaeriformes, Callorhinchidae. The coding region runs from base 98 to 2203 and encodes 701 amino acids. The record is from RefSeq and is a predicted model, not a curated record. Gene Ontology annotation, biological process: translesion synthesis. Gene Ontology annotation, molecular function: damaged DNA binding; DNA-directed DNA polymerase activity. The transcript is spliced from 9 exons.
GGGGGGGUCUGUAUUUGGUUGACUUUGGGCUAAACCCAUUAUAAAUUCUGCCAUUUCUCCAUUGGAAGGGGCUCAGAUAUCCGCAGCAUAAUUGGAGAUGGUUUGUUCUGGGGCGUGGCCUUGUGUUUUGGUUGUCCAUUGGGGGCCUCUGCGCCUCACAAGUGGUGGUGUUCGACUUGGGGGACAAGUGGGGGAAGAUGUCUUGGGCUCCUUCCUCCCUGGAGGGCAGCGCUCGGCACAGCCGCUUCUGGUCCCACGCGGACUCCGAAGAGACGACGAUGGAUUCGGAGGAGGAAGGCGAAAGGGAAUGGCUCUGUUCAAGCCUCCAGUUUGCUGCCCCAGAGACCACUGCCGCAGAUGGCAGGGUCAUAGUGCACAUCGACCUGGAUUGCUUCUACGCACAGGUGUUCACCAGAAGUAUUUGAUGGUCACUUGCAAUUAUGAGGCCAGAAAGCGUGGGGUUAGUAAACUCAUGUUGUUCAACGAGGCCAAAGAGAAAUGUCCUGAGCUGGUUAUGGUCAACGGGGAGGAUUUGACCCCUUACAGAGAAAUCUCAUACAAGGUCACAGAAUUACUGGAGGAGUUCAGUCCGCUCGUGGAGAGACUUGGCUUUGAUGAGAACUUUAUUGAUGCAACUAAAUUGGUGGAGAAGAGACUGGGACAGAUAGGAGGUGGCAGAGACCCCACAGAGAUCUAUGUAUCUGGUCACAUCUACAACAACCAGGCUUUAGACACCAGCGACGGGAAGCAGGUGCGGUUGGCGCUGGGCUCCCAGGUUGCGGCUGAGAUGCGGGCUGCGUUGCACAAUCGUCUGGGGCUGACGGGCUGUGCUGGAAUCGCCUGCAAUAAGCUGCUGGCUAAAAUGGUCUCCGGCACCUUCAAACCCAACCAGCAAACCACACUGCUUCCAGACAGCACCUUGCAGCUCAUGAGGAGCCUUACGCAACCCCAGCAAUUAAUUGGAAUUGGGUAUAAAACUGCCAAGCGGCUGGAGGCUCUGGGAGUCAGAACGUUGUCUAGUCUGCAGACAAUCCCCCUGCAUGUGCUGGAGAAGGAACUGGGAUCAUCUGGUGCUCAACGCAUCCAGAGACUGAGCCUUGGAGAGGAUAAAUCUCCUGUGACUCCCAAGGGACCACCUCAGUCCUUCAGUGAUGAAGAUUCCUUCAGGAAAUGCACCUCAGAGGCCGAAGUUAGAAGUAAAAUUGAAGUGCUGCUGACGAGUCUUCUCAACAGGCUUCAGAGAGCUGGACGGACUGCACGGACAGUACGGCUGACCAUUCGCCGUAUCCCUACCAACAGAGGGUUUAACUACCGGGAGAGUCGCCAGUGUCCGGUUCCCUUGCAGCUGAGACGAAAACUGAGCGAAGGUAGCCACGAUGCCAAGUCCGCACUGGUCGAGAUCCUGAUGAAGCUGUUCUGGAGGUUGGUGAACGCUGAGCUCGGCUUCCACCUAACUCUAAUCAGCGUCUGCUUCUCCAACCUCACCCAGCCUGUAGCCUCGGCCUCCGCCCCAGGCUCUAUCAGCUUUUACUUAACACAAAACACAAAUCCGGGCGGGCCAGCAGGAAGAGGAGGGCUGGUGUCCAAUCGAAAAGGCACCAGUUUAGGAGAUAGCACUGAUUUAGGAGACACCAAUGGGAACCGUCUGGCAUUUGCUCCGGGAACAUUGGGACGCAGUAACAAGCUGGUGUUAUCACACCGUGACCUCCCGCCUGGGAUUGAUCCAGAUGUAUUUAAGGAACUUCCAACUGAGCUCCAAAUGGAAAUCCUCGCUGACGCUGGUGGGGAGCGGGCCCAGAGGAGCAAGCUUGGUAUUUGCCGUGAUCUCUUCACACAACCUGAGCAGGGUGAGGUCUCCACACAUCCCACAGGUCCAGCUGAGAGCAGGUCCUGCUCGGUGCAGAGUGCAGCUCAGGGGGAAGUGGCACAGGUGAAGAAAAGUCAGCCCACUCCUUCCAGGACACACACUGGUUCAGAGGACCGGGAUCCCCUACUGUGCUCAGUUGAGGUUCCGUCUGGUGUGGACCCGGGGAUCUUCUCACAGCUGCCCCCCGGGCUCCAGAAGGAGUUGCUGACAGGCUGGAGGCAGCAGGCUGCAGGGCCCAUAGCGAGAAGUGGGAAAGGGGAAUCUGGCCGAGGAGUCAAGCGAGGCCGGAGGUCCAGCCAGGACCAUGGGAUCCUUAAGUACUUUAAACCAAGCUGAAGUGUGAACUGCUGUCAGGAGUCCAGUGCUCAGAGCUGUCACGCGAACAGGAUUGACUUCUUCAUAUACAGCAGAGUCUAGAACCUGGAAGAUGAUGCUGGAUUAGUGAUGGCUUAUUCGAGCAUGAAAACCGGUCUCGGUUGACUUGGGAGCCCAAGACGGCAGCGCAACGGGAGUUAGUUCGAAAGCCACCAUUGCUCAGAAGUCGUGGGAGUUCGACACAGCUUAACACCGUCACUUAAACAAGAUGACUUUGGGAAACGCAGCAAUUUUGUCCCCGCAACUCUCGGCCAAGUUAGUCAGUUGGCAUUGUGCGGCUUUUAAGCGGUAGGUGGGGAAUGUCUUUCUGCUGCUAAUCAGCGAACUGAAUUACACCCCUUGGUCUUUGCUUCUGUGUUUACUAUCGAAUUUCCUGCGGAAUUCAGGAAAGCGUUUAAAUGCAGCUUUCCGCUGAUCUUCAUUUAUAUAUACGGUGUAUAUUAAACCCGGGCUUGCAGCAUGGCCGAACCAAUUGUUCAAACAUACUAAGCCGCGUUCAAUUGCCAUUUCUUGUACGGUAAGGAAACCUCGUCGUGUAGUUCCUUGUACCUAAAACACACAGUGGCGCACAGCAGGUGCCCCACAAACAAGAGAGGUGGGAGUGCGAGCACCAGAGGAGGAGGGAGUCGGCGUGAGAACAAGUGUUUGGUUUUAUUCACAAUAUUUACAGAUACAAUAUUUACAAUCCACUGCCUUUCUCUCCCUCACCCUUUUUUUUCCCCUUUCCUGAGAGUCCGAGAGAGAGAGAAGCUUUUACAGCACAGGGGGGGGAGGCCAUCCAGACCGUCCUGUCCUGUCCGUGUGGGUGUUGGCUGACACCCCCUGAGCGGGUCCCUAUGUAUCACCUCUGUGCUGCCUCU